AUAGUAUAUUUUAGGAAUUUAAGUUGCGGUCACACCGCAGCAAUUGCUCACAAAAAACAAUGUGAAAACGAAAUUUGUGUUGAAUGGUUGUUGUGUCGCGUCGCGAGUGUCGCAAAUUCGGAGAAUUUUCUACCCACAUCUAUUGCAAAUACCAAACGACUAAGCAAUAUCUUUUGCCAAUUUCAAGAUCAAUUGCAACCGCGCGCUGCACCAGCCGAUUAGAGAAAUAAUAUCGACUAGUGAUACCUUUCCGGGCCGCUCUCAUAAUCUACCGCAGUGAAGCUGAACGCCAACAACAAAAAGAAAAAACAACAGCAAAAUUUGCCGUCAUCGGAGUAAUUACCUUAAAUAGUUUGUAAACGCCAUGUCCGAUACGGGCAAAUCAAAUAAUAAUGCCGCCAGCUCGGGGAGUGCUGCAGGUGAGGCCGGCGACAUCACUCCUAUUCCCACACCGACAACGACAACACCACGCAGCAGCAGCAAUCACAACAACAACAACAGCAACAGCAGCAAAUUGAAAUCCACACAAAACAGCAGCGGAGGUAGCGGCAGCAUAGACAAACUAUCACCGGAUCAGGAUAUUUAUAUCAAUGCAGCCGACGGCUUACCCAGCCAGCAUCCAACGUUGCCACCCGAGGGGGAUGUGGAUAGCGAAACGGAGCCGGAGGUGGAUGCUGAUUCGUUUGAUGAUUUGCCCACAUCGAUAAUUGUGACCAACAUACACUCGGAGGUGUUUGCCAAUCCGGAAUUGAAGCAUGCCAUGGAGGAGCUAUUUCGCACAUUCAGCGAGUCGGCAACUUUUCAAUGGUUGCGCAGUUUCCGCAGGCUGCGUGUGAACUAUGACAAUGCCAUUGCAGCAGCUAAUGCACGCAUCAAGCUUCAUCAGUAUGAGUUUAACAAGAAGACCGUGAUCACCUGCUACUUUGCACAGCCGGUGACACCGGUGAACAACAAGAAUUUACAGCCGCCGGCGCCGGUCAAACAGUUCCUUAUUUCACCGCCCGCAUCGCCGCCAGCGGGCUGGGAGCCACGCGAGGAGGCCGAGCCUUUGGUCAAUCACGAUCUGCUUGCGGCCUUGGCCAGUCUGACGCCCGGGGAAUCCCAUGAGUUGCAUCCACAGAGCGAGGAUCAGCCAGCCAUUAUUGUACACACGGCCAUGCUGCCCGAGGGGACAGUGCCCGGUGGAGUCUCUUCUCUGCAACCCAAGGCGCCCAUUGUGCAGACCAAGUGCCCAGAGCGUGCAUAAGCGACAGCUUGAAGUUGAGAACUGCACUUCAGUCGGUUGAUGGAGAAUUAAAGAGAGAGAGAGAGGUGUCCAACGCCCCACGCCCCAAAACACACUGAGCAACGUUUUAGAUGGCCAAUGUCCAAAUGGGUUGCAGUUGACCUGAUGAUGGAUGAUGAUUUGUAAAUGGGAUAAUCGGUUGGUCAAUUGGACCUGGUGACCACCACCUGGGGUUCUCAGCCUUGUGGUUGAGUAUUUUUUGUGUAAAUAAUUUUAAAUAAUUCGAUUGUGAUUAAUUUACAUGUAGCUAUGUUUUGUAUUAAGUAAUCGUAAUCGCUCGCUCACACAUUGUUUUUGUGGAGCUUUUCAUUUGUCCCCCAACUUCCGUGUGUAGCCGCCGAGCAUUUAUCGAUGAUGCAGAAGAUGAUUAGCUUAUCUUAAUGUGCGACAGCGCCAAGUGGAGCUGAAAAUUAAUUAUAGAUGUGUUUCUCGUUUGCAUACGAACUCGAAGUCAAAGUCGCGUUGUUUCUCGCUCUUGGUGUCUUGUUUGUGUACUCGUUGUAUAGCAUAAUAGUACUUGUAUCGAUAUCGAUGUCAGCUACUCGUUACUUGUUACUGUUACUAGCUAUUCGCUGGCAAUUCACACAAUAUCUAACUGUACCUUCAUUGUUACGAAACUCUGCAUGUAUUUGUCUGUGUUUAGCAAAAUGAAUUAAACGAAACGGAAGCGGAAGCUGACGCAGAAGCGGAACGGAAACGGAAACUAUAACUAAAAAAAACUUUAUGCGAAAGCCCUCCCCUGCAAGGACAGAUAUGAAUAUGUAUGUUCAGCAAAUUAUAUCUGUGUAUGUAUAUGUAAAUGUUGAUCUAAUUGUAAGCCAGAGAGAACUCAGAUAUCCACAUACUAUAUCUGACUAUUGAAAUACGUAUUGAAAUCUAUUAGUUAUAAUUUGAAAACAGCAGCAAACACAAAGCUAAUGCAAAAUCGAAAUUAUAUUCAAAUUCAAAAUGAUGAAUGUUCUCAAAUGUACCAAAAACAAAAUGAAAAACAAAAACUAAAACAAAUACCAAUUUAAAACGAAGAAAUACAAA
Messenger RNA from Drosophila sulfurigaster albostrigata, 2317 nucleotides. RefSeq names its product protein sarah (gene sra). The record is from RefSeq and is a predicted model, not a curated record. Gene Ontology annotation, biological process: calcium-mediated signaling. The transcript has 2 exons. Gene Ontology annotation, cellular component: cytoplasm; nucleus. NCBI's taxonomy places the organism in Eukaryota, Metazoa, Arthropoda, Insecta, Diptera, Drosophilidae. The coding region runs from base 365 to 1246 and encodes 293 amino acids. Gene Ontology annotation, molecular function: nucleic acid binding; calcium-dependent protein serine/threonine phosphatase regulator activity.